This is a messenger RNA of Bolinopsis microptera, 2260 nucleotides long. RefSeq names its product potassium voltage-gated channel subfamily A member 10-like. NCBI's taxonomy places the organism in Eukaryota, Metazoa, Ctenophora, Tentaculata, Lobata, Bolinopsidae. Gene Ontology annotation, molecular function: voltage-gated potassium channel activity. Gene Ontology annotation, biological process: potassium ion transmembrane transport; protein homooligomerization. The record is from RefSeq and is a predicted model, not a curated record. Gene Ontology annotation, cellular component: voltage-gated potassium channel complex; membrane. The coding region runs from base 47 to 2020 and encodes 657 amino acids. The transcript is spliced from 8 exons.
GAACAGGAGAUCCUUUAGUUUUAUUCGCUCCACAUUACAGUUACACAUGAGCCAGGUCCAGGACAAGAUCAGCAUGGCGGCUGGAAGCGUAGCGGCCGGGGGACUCUACAUGCAGACAGAGUUAACCAGCAUGGCCAACAAGAAGCUGCAGAACCUUGGGGUUCAGGUUGAGGCGUCUGAUCAGUAUAGGAGACCCAUAGUGAGGAAAAACCCCUCCAAGCAGGUCCUACCCAAAAUGACUAAAGUGAGGAAACUCAGGGAACGGUAUGUGGCGAUAGCUGACAAGAGAUGGAUGAGAUUUGACCGGAAGGAGAACUGUUUUCAGAACAUUGUUCAUUUGGUACUCGAGGAGCAGGAAGAACCGCCGUCUGAUGACUCUGGAUCAUGGAAGGAGGACGUUUCCGACUACCAAAACGGUGUGUGUAGAGACGUGGAUGUUGUUGCAGAGUGUGCGGAUAUAUUCCCUGACAACGAUCUGACAAAAACCUCGAAUAACGCAGAGGUAAUAAACGUAUCAGGGACCCAAUUUUUGGUGGACUUCUCAGUUUUUGAACCAUACCCUGAAACUUUACUGGGCUCCAGUCAGAUAAAAAAGUAUUACGUCGAAUCAAGAGAGGAAUACUUCCUAGAAAAACAGAAACACGUGUUCAAUGCUGUGAUGAGAUUCUACACUAACGACGAGGAACUCAUUUGUCCCCCUUGUAUACCUAAACAUGUUUUUGAGACAGAGUUAGAGUUCUACGGACUGGAAUGUUACCUUCACAAAGUGAACGCUGCCCCAGUGGCUGACUUGAGGGAGUACAAAGCGAAGAGUAGGAGAGAGGAGAUACUGCUUCAUAUUGAGUUUCCAGGGUACUCCAGACUAGCUACCGCUUAUGCUAUCUUCGAUCUGUUGAUGAUCAUUAUCAGCACUAUUGUGCUGGUAUUGGAGUCAGUGGAGGAGCUAAAAAGACACUACAUGUUUGAAUCGGUUUGUUAUGGAAUAGAAGUGUUUGUGAACGUCUACUUUACGAUACAGACUGUGGUCCUCAUCACAGUCUAUCCUAGCAAGAAACUUUACUUCUCGAGCGCCACAAACUGGAUCGAUAUUAUCUCCAUCCUUCCUUUCUAUCUGAAACUAAUUGCUAAAGACUACCUCGAGCAGGUCGGAGGAUUCAGAGUUCUACGUUUAAUCCGUCUUCUCCGAAUCCUGAAACUCUUCCGACACUCCCCCGGAAGUCAGACGAUGAUCCACUUCCUGAUGACGAGUAUCCCGGAGAUCGUGCUCCUUCUUUUAAUGUGGAGUAUAGGGGUCCUUAUGUUCGGACCACUCAUUUAUUUCGUGGAGCGGGACCCUAGCAGACACCUCGUCAUCCCCACUUAUAAUCUUACUGACAACAUCAUCAUGAAUGAAAACCUGACUGAUAACUUAAGCGCCAACCUAACUACUAGCAUAAUUUGGAACCUAGCCAGUAACGUUACUGGUAACCUAACUGGCAAUUUAAUUGGUAGUCUAAAUGGUAACCUAAUUGGUAACCUAAUUGGAAACUUACCUGGUAACCAACUUGCUUACCUAGCUGCUAACCUGACUACUAACCUUACUGGUUACAUUACUAGUGACCUAAUUGGUAACAUUAACGGUACACUUAUUAGUGACCUGAACGGUAACCUGGCUGGUAACUUAACUGGCAAGCUCAUCGGUAGCCAAACUGGUGACAUUAGUGGUAACCUAACUGGUAACCUAACCGAUCACAUGGUUGGUAACCUAGUUGGUAACCUAAAUGUUAACCUAAUUGGUAAGCCGAUUGCAAACCAGCCAACAUCGAAUCCAGCUCAGUUUAACAGCGCUUUUAGUGGUAUGUGGUUCUGUGUGGUUACUAUCGGGACAGUGGGUUACGGAGAUAUGGUUCCCAGGACUGAGUUCGGCAAGAUCCUGGCUGCGUGCUACACAAUUGUUAACCUGACCAUCAUGACUAUACCCAUCUCCAUAAUCAUUACUAAGUUUAACAAGAGUAUGAAGAGUAUUAAGGGUCAUUCUUGAAGAGGGAAGCUGUUACGUGUUGAUGGUGUGGUAGCUGGUCGGUGGAGCAUCUUCACUGAACUACUCAAAUUAAGGUCUGUGAGAUGAAGUUGAAGUUCACAUCGAGAAUGUCGAACACAUUUCAUUUGUUCAAUACUGAUCAGGACUGAGUCUAAGACAUGGAUAUUGGAUAAGAAAUCAAUAUCGAAGAUGAAAUUGGAUUGAACAAUAUGUAAUAGGCCGUGCGUGCUGCAAAUAACA